GGCUCAUCCCAGCCAGGCUGCGUGCCUGCCUCCGCCGCCGUCGGCUGCAGCCUGUGCGCCCCGGGACCUGCUCUCAGGUGCGGGGCUUGCCCUGGCUGCGACAGGCGCAUCCAGGCCUUGGCGCCGCUGACCUCGGGGAGUGGUGGUUCUCUGCGCUGCCUGAGCAUGAAGGCUGUUCUGGAGAGAGAGGAGAACCAGUGCUGCACGUCAGAAAACUAAAGGCUUCUCAGAACUUUGCUUCUCCAGGAGAAAUCUUAAGGGAGACCAACCAAUUCUUGAGAUUCUAAAAUCAUGGCCCAUGCACUGGUGAUGUUCAGGGACGUGGCUGUCGAAUUCUCUCAGGAGGAGUGGGAGUGCCUGGACCCUGCUCAGAGGAACUUGUACAGAGAUGUGAUGUUGGAGAAUUACCGUAACCUUGUCUCACUGGGACAUGCUGCCUCAAAGCCAGAUGUGAUUACCUUAUUGGAGCAAGGGAGAGAGCCUUGUACGGCGGCAAGGGUUGUGACAGCAAGACGAGACCCAGGUUUGUUCUCCAGGACUGAGAAUAAGAGGUUAUCUCCAGAAAACGGUAGUUGUGAAAUUGGUUUAUCCAACUGGGAGAAAAUAAAAAGAAGUAAAACCUUUGACCUUAAAGGACCCACUUUGAGGAACGAUUGGGAGAGCAAACGUGAGUUUGAAGGACGACAGGAAGCUCAAGAAGGAUAUUGCAGUCAAAUUAAAAUCAGCAAUGACAAAAAGCCAACAUUUCAAAACAAUACGACUUUUCCUCUAAAUGACAGAGAACAUGGAAAAUCCUUUAGUUGUGACUCCAACACAGUUCAACAUAAGAAAAUUCAUUCUGAUGAGAAACAUCAUGAUUGUAAAGAAUGUGGGAAUACUUUUAAUAGUGGCUACCAACUUACUCUGCAUCAGAAAAUUCAUACUGGUGAAAAACCCUAUGAAUGCAAGGAAUGUGGGAAGGUCUUUAGUCGUAACUAUCAGCUUACUCUGCAUCAGAGGUUCCAUACAGGGGAGAAACCCUAUGAAUGUCAAGAAUGUGGGAAGGCCUUUAGUGUUCACUCACAGCUUAAUCGACAUCGGAGAAUUCAUACGGGCCAAAAACCCUAUAUGUGUAAGGAAUGUGAUAAGGGCUUUUUCAGUCAUUUAGAGUUUAUUCAGCAUGAGAGGAUCCAUACUGGUGAGAAACCUUAUGAAUGUAAAGAAUGUGGAAAAGCUUUUCGGCUUGGCUUCUACCUUACAGAACAUCAGAAAGUUCAUACAGGUGAGAAACCCUAUGAAUGUAAGGAAUGUGGGAAGGCCUUUGGUGCUUGUGGACAGCUUACCCGUCACCAGAAAAUUCAUACUGGUGCAAAACCAUAUGAAUGUAAAGAAUGUGGGAAGGCCUUUGACUUGGUUUUUUAUCUUACUGAACACAGGAGAACACAUACAGGUAAGAAGCCUUAUGAAUGCAAGGACUGUGGGAAAACCUUUAAUGUGCGUGGACAGCUUAAUAGGCAUAAGACAAUUCACACUGGUGUAAAACUCUUUGAAUGUGAAGUGUGUGGAAAGGCUUUUAGUUUUAGUGGUGACCUUAGAGUACAUCACAGAAUUCACACUGGUGAGAAACCAUAUGAAUGUGAGGAGUGUGGGAAAGCCUUUAUACUUCGCUCAGCCCUUACUGAACAUCAGAGAAUCCAUACCGGUGUAAAGCCCUAUGAAUGUAAGGAAUGUGGGAAGACCUUCAGAGGGCGCUCUCAAAUUAGUCUGCAUAAGAAAUUUCAUACUGAUGUAAAACCCUACAAAUGUACAUGCUGUGGGAAAGCCUUUAGAUUUGGGUUCUACCUUAGUGAACAUCAGAGAAUUCACACAGGUGAAAAGCCUUACGAAUGUAAAGAAUGUGGAAAGGCCUUUAUUCGCCGAGGAAAUCUUAAAGAGCAUCUAAAAACUCAUUCUGGUUUAAAACCCUAUGAGUGUAAAGAAUGUGGGAAGACUUUUAGUUGGCGUGGACAGUUUACACAACAUCAAAAAAUUCAUACAGGUAUAAAACCCUACAAAUGUAAGGACUGUGGGAAGGACUUCAGUCGUAGUGGAGAUCUUAGAAUACAUCAAAGAAUUCAUACUGGUGAAAAGCCCUAUGAGUGUAAAGAAUGUGGAAAGGCGUUUAGGCUUAAUUCACACCUUAAUGAACAUCAGAGAAUUCAUACUGGUGAGAAACCUUAUAAGUGUAAAGUAUGUAGUAAGGCCUUUAGACAACAUUCACAUCUUUAUCAACAUCAGAGAAUUCAUAACAUAACCUAAGAUAAGAAACCAGGCAUGUUUUUCAAGGUAACUUCAAAAAGUUGAUGGAAAAA
Messenger RNA from Lepus europaeus (European hare), 2330 nucleotides. Its product is annotated as zinc finger protein 540-like. NCBI's taxonomy places the organism in Eukaryota, Metazoa, Chordata, Mammalia, Lagomorpha, Leporidae. The record is from RefSeq and is a predicted model, not a curated record. Gene Ontology annotation, molecular function: DNA-binding transcription factor activity; RNA polymerase II cis-regulatory region sequence-specific DNA binding. Gene Ontology annotation, biological process: regulation of transcription by RNA polymerase II.